Bombus huntii is the source of this 3064-nucleotide messenger RNA. RefSeq lists its product as uncharacterized. The record is from RefSeq and is a predicted model, not a curated record. Bases 793 to 1266 code for a protein of 157 amino acids. The transcript has 3 exons. Lineage: Eukaryota; Metazoa; Arthropoda; Insecta; Hymenoptera; Apidae.
CACUAUAUUUAAUAUUCUCAAGAUUUCAAACAAAAAGAAUAUGUGGAGUUCGCUAUACGUUUGCUCAAUCAACGUUUCACACUUCCAAAAAUCAUCAAGCCAAUCUCACAAUAACACGAAAACUUCACAAACUCGCAUUUCUCAGCAUCGUGUCAGCACGAAGCUAUUCAAUUCAACGGCGGAAACUUGCUGCACGAACCACGUGUCCUACAAUUCCCGAACUUUUUAACGCGGCCGUGUUUCCACCGAGGAAAAUAAACGAGUUCGUUCGAAACAAAUGCCGCGACGUUUCCGAAACGUGCUCCAGCGAAGAAUCAGCGUGGCGCGCAUCGAUUUGACUUCCAAAUGGGACUGUAGAAAGCGAGAUCACGUUCGGGACACCGGUUUUCGAGGUAGUCAGUCGUCUGGUAGCAGCGAACGACAACGAAUCCAUGCGAAGUGAAUUUUAACACGGCUCCAUCCGUCGAUUCCUCUCGUUUAACCGACUUUCCACUCGCGUACUCGCGUUCAUACUAACUUUGAAAUACGCCUCGUGUUUCCAUACUUUGGUACAUUCUUAGUCUUUCUUUUUUUCUUCUUUCCUUUUUGUGUUUAUUUAUCUCCGUCGUUCGUUGACCACCAUUAUCGUAGCUUUAUCACGACACUGAUAAAUGGUCCCCUUCUUGCUCGUCGAGAUACGGAAUGGCGCACGCAAUGAGAUGAAUGAAACGUUAAGGAAACAACGAGCUACGUCGCCCAUUCUUCGCGUUUUCUUUCUCGGUACGAAGCCAGCUGGACGGCUAACGUGAAACAAUGGAGAACAAUCUUGCGAACGAGGUGAAAGAGCUGUGGGUCGUUUACGUUUGGUGGUCAUGCGUUCUCAUUCUGAAGAUGAACGCCCUGACGUGGUUCACUGGGCGAAUACGAGCCACCAGACGGGUGAUACACAGCGAGGAGGACAAAAUGUGGUUGGCAAGUACCGACAUAAUUUUAUGUCCUACCGGAGGAGGUCACGAGGACGUGGUUCGCAUCAGAAAUGCACAUCAACAUGAUCUUGGAAUUGUAAUCCCUUAUCUGCUAAUUGCACCGAUAUGGCUGACUACGUCACCGCUGUUUCCUAUGGCUAGAUUGAUUUUACCCGCUUUUGCGGUAGUUAGCAUAUUACGUACGUUGCUCCACAUUAAAUUCGUGGACCUGCAUCGUUAUUGCAUAACAAUUCUGUCCAUCUCGGAACUUUGCAUUCUAAUUUACAUGUCCGUCGUAUCUGCGUUUUACUACGCAUCCUGAUCUCGGUAUAGUAAUAUACGUAUUUCUUGCAGUUCUAGAAACGUGAUCGUUGCAUUUUGAUACGAUACGUAGCUGCAGCGUUCAACGUGUCUCGUGUCGCGUAAAUCAGUAAAUGUAGACGUCAUCAUUAGUGCGGUUUAUAAAGGUCUCUUUAAUAAAAUUGAAAUAUGAAAAAACUUAAAGUUUUUGUGUCAUAUUUUAUUUCAUAUUUAUUGAAGAUUUUUUUUUGCAAAAUAUGCGGGAAAGAAUUUCGAGAUAUUUGUACCAUCUAUAUGUGACACAAUGAACAUUUUUUAAUAGACGUUUUACGUACAGGCAAAUAAAUGAACGAAAAUAUUGAUAUAAUAGAUCAACGAGAAUAUUUAAUUUAUGUAAUUUGAUUUAUUUAACACAAUAAAGAUGCAGUUCGAAUAAUUUACAAUUAUUUAAUCAAUGUAGAAGUACAGCGCGUAUUUGACCCCGUGUUCAAUACGUGUCUAUUAGUGUCCAAUAACUCUCAUUAUUAACACAAGCUAGUAGCAAAAAUGCAAAUCUGGCCUAUAAAACAUCACAAAUGAUAAGUAAACUUCUUAACCAAUUCUUUUCACAGUCAGAAUUUAAGAUGUUUUCUUCAGUUUUUAUACAAAGAAUAACGUGAUUCUAGCACAUUAUAAAAUAUCUUGAAGUAUCCGGAUAAGGUGCAUGUUACACAAUACUCGUUGCAAAAACAAAUCUUCAGUUCUUCUAACGAUCUAUCAACUUCCUGUUAUAGACCAAUUACAGUGUUCUUCGUCAUGCUACUUUUUCAAUGCAUGAAUUAGCAACCGAUAAACCAGAAUAUAUAUUUAUAGAACUACGAUGGUAACUUUAUUUUAAUUUAUUUGCCAGAGAAAUUAAGACAAUGCGCUGCGCUUCAUCAGUCAUAUGCCGUGCGCCCUUCUGAUUACUAAUUCGUAAUUAGACAUGAAAGAAACCGCAGAAGAAAUUAAUUAUAGUUAUUGUUUCACAGACAGCAUGUGCACAUGCAACAUCGAGCCACAUAAGAGCCGCGAUCAUCGUGCUUAUUCGAGUUUCAACUGCUAACGUACUGAAAGCGAACACUGCCUCGGUGUGCAAUAUCUUCGUUAUCAUUGGAUUUAAUUGAUAAGUAUUUAGCUUGUCUAGAUUAUGACGUGUUCGUUAUGUUACGUCUUUGAGAUCAAUAGUCAGUUAUUAAGUUAAUUUUGAGUGCAACCUGUUCAGAUUCGUAGAGCAAAGCGUCAUAGUCGUGAUUCAACUGUCAAGAAGUACGAGUGAUACUUUAAAGAAUCGAUCUCAGUGGAAAUCGUGUAGUGCUCCUGAUACUUUUUAUUAACCAUCGAUGCAUGUAAUUCCGUUGUCCACUCAUAUGAUAAUUUACAUUAGACGAUAGUUACGCGCGCUGAUAGCGUAACGUCUAUCAGAUGUAACCUGAUGCAGCGAAACGAGGGAUAAGUCGAGAAGGGUCACUAUGGAUAGUGACAGUCGAUUGUUCGCGGAGCUAGACAAAAGUUCCGUGCACAAAUUGCUUCAAAUGGAAGUGUUCGUCUUUGAUUGUAUAUUUUUCUUUACAUUUCUAUAUCUAUUCGUGUACUUAAUCGGUCGCCAAAUUUAGAGGUUAGGUAUACAUUGUCCUUCACCGUUGCGAAGGACUGACUAUAAAGCCGUAACUUCGGAUUACGAACGGAAUUAUUCGUUUUGAGGUGAUUCGAUAAGGUUUACGCUUAUUGCGCGUAAAAUUCGAUCAUGAUUCGAAGAGAAAUCAUGGUGCUGUGAUUCGAUUUCAGCGUAAAGAAAUGGA